AUGCCAUCCGCGCUCGCAACGCUGAACGAGUGCGUCUGGGGCGACUACCUCUCGGCGCAGCAUGGCCGCCUCGACCCUCUCCCGGACGUCUCUCACCUUACCAAACGCGUCGUCCGUAUCAUGGGUGGCAACGCGGGUCUGAUGCGUCUCCAGGGCACCAACACCUACCUCGUGGGCACCGGCCGGCGCCGCCUUCUCAUUGACACGGGCCAGGGCUUUCACGCCUGGAUCGACAGCCUGCUCCGCGUCUUGGACGACCUCGACGUCGAGCUGAGCCACGUCCUGCUGACGCACUGGCACAGCGACCACACGGGCGGCGUGCCGGAUCUCCUCGCCCGCCGCCCCGAAUACGCCGACUGCGUCUACAAGUGCGAACCGGACCGCGGCCAGCGGGCCAUCACGCACGGGCAGGUCUUCUCCGUCGAGGGCGCCACCGUGCAAGCCGUCUUCACGCCCGGCCACGCCCACGAUCACAUGUGCUUCAUGCUGGAGGAAGAGGACGCGCUUUUCACUGGCGAUAAUGUACUCGGCCAGGGCCAGAGCGUCUUCGAGGACCUUGGUACAUUUACGCAGAGUUUGGCUGAUAUGGCUGCUCUGGGGUGCCGCGUUGGGUACCCCGCCCACGGGCCUGUCAUUGCCGACCUGCCACGCAAAAUGGACGAGUGCAUUCGCCAAAAGGAGGCGAGGGAGCGGCAUGUUUGUGUGACGCUUGAAGCUGCCAGAGCAUUGUCUUUGCCUUCUACUUCUCCACCCGGCCAUGGCGGGAAGGGGAGUCUGAGCGUCUCGGAGCUCGUGGAGCGCAUGUACGGUGGUCUUCCCGGGGAUGUGUCGCAGCUAGUCGUUCGCCCUAUUGUUUUGGCCAUCUUGGAUAAGCUGGCGGAAGAGCGGAAGGUCGGCUUUGAGAUGAUUCUCGGGGAGCAGCGGUGGUUCGCGCGGGAGGCGAAGAGACCACGACGCUUGGAGGGGAGACUACGGCCUUUGGUUGGGGCGCGAGCUGCGACGAUAUCGUGA
This is a messenger RNA of Colletotrichum orchidophilum, 1011 nucleotides long. Its product is annotated as metallo-beta-lactamase superfamily protein. NCBI's taxonomy places the organism in Eukaryota, Fungi, Ascomycota, Sordariomycetes, Glomerellales, Glomerellaceae. The record is from RefSeq and is a predicted model, not a curated record. Gene Ontology annotation, biological process: secondary metabolite biosynthetic process. The coding region runs from base 1 to 1011 and encodes 336 amino acids. The transcript has a single exon.